This is a messenger RNA of Sphaeramia orbicularis (orbiculate cardinalfish), 2556 nucleotides long. RefSeq names its product heterogeneous nuclear ribonucleoprotein C (gene hnrnpcb). Lineage: Eukaryota; Metazoa; Chordata; Actinopteri; Kurtiformes; Apogonidae. The transcript has 10 exons. Gene Ontology annotation, molecular function: RNA binding. The record is from RefSeq and is a predicted model, not a curated record. The coding region runs from base 910 to 1836 and encodes 308 amino acids. Gene Ontology annotation, cellular component: nucleus.
UUCAAGGUGAUACGAUCAGCCUCCUGAGCCGUAAGCGGACCUUUACCUAUCCGAGUCAAAACAGCGCUGAAUUUUACUCAUUUUUAGUAUUAAGCUCCUGGUGAGUAUUUUUAACCGAGAGAUUUUUCCCUAUUUUUGUUAAUUUUUUCCUGACUCUGAGCCGUCUUGGGGACUUUUUUUUUGUUUUUAUUUUUAAUGCAUUUUUCCUGGCUGGUGUUCCUCAGACUGUGUUGGCUGUAGUGGCGUUCAUUUUGUGAUGGCGGUGUGAGAGCUGCGCAGAAAAAAAAGCAAAACAAAACUAGUUUUAGUAGCUUCCACGUCAAGAUUUUUGCUUUGUUUUUUUCCCAUGAAACGUCCAUUUUUCAGGUGCUGCGGUGUUAUUUGUUAUAUGAGUGUGGUGAUAUUUCCGAGGAGGGGAAUAAUGGAAUCUUGUUCCAGUCUUUUGUGGACUGUAGUGUUCAAACCGAGUCGCCUUUUUUUUUUUUUCAUGGAAAUCUGUUUUUUUUUUAACGGGGUUUUUAUUCUCUCUCUUUGCUUUACCCCCACCUGUAACGUGAAUUGCAGUCGGUGACAUUGACUCAAAAAAAAAAAAAAAAAAAAAAAGACCAGUUUUUCUUGUUUCUUCUGUGAUUCUGUCAGUGCUGAGACAGUAUUAUUUUCUGCAGCAUAUCACUUGGGAAUGAUGUAAUUUUUCAGGGAAGAUGUUUUUCCCCAGUUGGAAAGUGGGGGCGUUUUUGAAGGAGCAUGUACACAACAGUGUUUUGAUGUGUUGUGCAGUCAAAGACUUGUGGAAUUCUGUAGCAUUGGGCAAGACAUGAUCUGUGCAUUUGUUUUUGAAGCCACUUUUUUGAGCAUCGACAAAUCACUCAGACAGGCAGGCAGACCUCCACCGACCCGAGUACAGACACAAUGGAUUGGUCGUCGUCCUCCACCUCCAGCCUGAUGGCCAGCAGCAACGUCACCAACAAGACAGACCCCCGCUCCCUGAAUUCCCGCGUCUUCAUCGGCAACCUCAACACCCUGCUGGUCACCAAGGCCGACGUGGAGGCCAUCUUCUCCAAGUACGGUAAGAUUGUCGGCUGCUCCGUCCACAAGGGCUACGCCUUCGUCCAGUACUCCAACGAGAGGAACGCCCGGGCCGCUGUUGCCGGCGAAGACGGACGCAUGAUCGUAGGACAAGUGUUAGACAUUAACCUGGCAGGCGAACCCAAGCCGCACAGAUCGAAGACAGGGAAGCGUUCAGCUGGAGACAUGUACAGUUCCUCUUUCGAUUUGGAUUAUGACUUUCAGAGGGAUUAUUAUGAUAGGAUGUACUCCUAUCAGUCCCGGGUGCCUCCGCCUCCUCCACCCCUGUCCCGCGCCGUCAUCCCCUCAAAGCGUCCAAGGGUCAGCCUGAGCGGCGGAGGCAGCAGACGAACCAAAACCAGCUUCUCUUCCUCCUCCAAGAGUAGCCAAAGGACCUCUCGCACAAUGAAGGUAGACGAUCUGCAGACCAUAAAGAGAGAACUCACCCAGAUCAAACACAAGGUGGACUACCUUCUAGACAGCCUAGAGCGCAUGGAGAAGGAUCACAGCAAGAAGUCAGACAUGAAGAGCUCCAAAGCAGAUCCAGCUGAGGUGUCUCCGCUCCACUCCUCCACCCCCACGAAGAAGGAGGACAGCCUGAAACGCGACAGAGAGAGGGACAGCCAGGGCCUGAACGACUCCGAGGAGGAGGGAGAUCUGCUGGAUGAUGAAGAUGAGGUGAAAAGCAGAGGGAGAGAGGAUGAAGAGGAGGAAGGUGAGCAGGAGGAAGGAGAGGACGACGGAGAUAGUACCAAUGGAGACGAGUCCUAAACACACACACACACACAGGAGUGUGUAUGCUGGUAUCUCCACACUCGACUUCUACACAGUGCUCAUGUGUUCAUAUCUGCUGAAUAACUGGACAGUUCAUUGAUUUUUCCUCCGUCGCAUAAAACACUGAACACUUUAUUUCCUCGAGUUUUCAUUAAUUUACAUUUUUCUCGUUCUUCUUUUACUGCAAAAAUGAACAAGCAGCUGAAGAAAUACAGGUGUUAUUUAGACAGAUUCAGUUGUGUGCUCAAAGCUGUAAGUCAAUCCAAGAGAAACAAAAAUUUGGAUGUAAACUGCAGUUAUAUGCAACUAUAUGUAUGUUAAUACCUUAGAGAAACUGAUCCUGGAUCAUGUGGCUGAUGUGCUGCUGGUUUCCUACCAGCAGAUGGCAGUGUCUCCUAACAAUUGUCCUGGCAAAAUAAAAGCACACAAGAAAAAAUGAAAACCUACACCUUCUGCUUGUCUAAAAAUGAUAAUAAAAAAAUGAAAUGAAUAAAUAAAUAAAACAUGAAUGUUGUUAAAGUCUCAUGACAACCAGAAAAAUAUGAAUGGCUCUGGACAUAGUUUUUUUUUUUUUUUCUUCGUUCAGGGGAGGCAUUAACCUUCAACCUUACCUGACCUUGACUUGUGUAAUGCAGUGCGACUCCAUGUUUGUCUGUUUCUGCCAUGUUCGUCAAUUGAUUGCACUGUUGAAAGUGAAUAAACAUGUUUUCCAAAUUC